CGCGUAUUUCAUUCCUUCCGAGAUUCGCCGGCAAAAAUGGCCCGUAGCGAGAUGUUGCUCACCGGGACUGCGGUCGCCCACUAAUGAGCGGGGGGGAUCUGCGGUUUAAGACCCUCAAAUGAGCCCAAUCCGCGUGAAAGGCUCGCUUACGUGAGCACAGCAUGACAGGAAUUCAGGUGCAUGACGUGAAACAAGGCUGCCGUUGAGCUGAGCCCUCGGGACCAGGCGCUGGUCACGGCGAGUGGUGGAUUUAAUAUUAUGCAAACGCGGGCAAUAAUCUAGGGCCCCCCAAGAUUUUCGGGCAAUAAUCCGGGGCCGCCGAGAUUUUCAUGGGCCCCCAAACGUCGCAUAAAAACUGAUUAAUACAAUUUCUCAAAAUGUAAACCGAUUAUAAUUGAAUUCGUCUUAAUUCAUCCAUUUAUGUGCAUAAACAACAACAACCAGACGCUCUUGCCAGUAUCUGGACUGUGUUACCCGAGGAGGUUUCUCAUUUAGUUGCACUCAGUGUUCUAGUGUCUCCAGAGUACUGAUCUAAAUAAAAACACUGGAUCGCUCAUUGGCCACCAAAACUGAAGUCCCCAUCCGCCAUCUUGAUACUCCCAAAACAACCAUGCUGACCUGUGAUUAACUGUGUUAAUCGCCAGUUUUUGUGCCUGUGAAAAAACAUUCCACAGGUCAAGUUAGAAAGAUUUACUUUGACACUGUUAAAGUUUGUUUGUAAAAGGUUUUUUUUUUUUAAUUUUCAGAUGAGCUUAAUUCACUUGAACAAAGUUGUGUUUACGGUUGUUGUCGUUCACUGUUCACUCUCUGCUUCACCUUUAUAGGCCGUGAAAAAGCGAUGUAAAUAUUUUCCCAAACUUCAUCCGUGGAUAAGCAAGAAAACACAUUUUCUGUGAAAUUGUUGAAUUUUAUAAUACAGAACUCUGUAAAUGGAAUUUCAUUUUCAAAUGCGAGGAAACACGUUAAAAUUUUCUGUCUGAAAUAGGACGUCGCAGAGACAACAAAUGAACAAUGCGUUUAGCAUGUAUUUUCGCAUUGCGAGUCCUUAUUUCCAAAAAUAUACCGAACUGAUUGACUUGAAAUGUCAUGUUUUUAAUGACAAAAAAAAAGAUCUUUUUUGCUUUUUUGCUAAGUUAUGAUGAUACAGCUUCACAGCGUAUUUUGGGAAAAGUUGACGCGGAAAUCGGGCCCUAGGUAAUAUGCAAGGUUUCUUGGUAGUCUUGGUAGUUCUAUGUCUUACGUCGCACUUAUCCUUUUUUUGGCUUAACAACUUGAAUUAAAAAUCCUUUAUGUUACCAGAACUGAAAAAAAUGUCAAGCUCACACGACCAGUUUUAAUUGUACAUGCCAAACUUUGAGAAACCGUCACCCCCCCCCCCAACAUAAUUCAACUUCCUUCACUCGUUUUGGGAGUACCAAAAUGGCGGCCAACUGGCUUCAACCAAUCGACAUACCGCUCGAUGUGAAUGUCCAGUCUCAGUGCUCCAGAGAUCUUGACAUCGUGCUGACUUGGAUCAACGCUGACCCCUGCAGGUACCACGCAGUACUCCACAUACGUCACCAAUAUUGAAAUUAGGGCACCAACCGACAUACAAUGCAAUUCCUCAAUUUCCCUCAUUUUUACACUACAGGCGCUUGCUAGCUAGCUAGCUCUUCCGCUAGCUGUGUCUCGUCCUCAGGACGAGCAGGUUGAUGAUGAGAAAAAUGGUUUUGAGUGCGUCCAGAGCAGAGCGGAGCCUGAGGCAAGCAAGAAAAACAGACAAAAUCUGCGACCAGAUCAGCGACGCCGUCCUGGACGCGCACCUCAAGCAGGACCCCGACGCCAAAGUGGCCUGCGAGACCGUGUGCAAGACGGGCAUGGUGCUGCUCUGCGGCGAGAUCACGUCCCGCGCCAACGUGGACUACCAGAAGGUGGUGAGGGACGCCAUCAAACACAUCGGCUACGACAACUCCGAUAAAGGUUUCGACUACAAGACGUGCAACGUCCUGGUGGCUCUGGAGCAGCAGAGUCCAGACAUCGCCCAAGGGGUCCACGUGGACCGCAAGGAGGAGGACAUCGGCGCCGGAGACCAGGGCCUGAUGUUCGGCUACGCCACGGACGAGACGGAAGAGUGCAUGCCGCUCACCAUCGUCUUGGCCCACAAGCUCAACUCCAAGAUGGCCGAGCUCAGACGUAACGGCGUCAUCCCCUGGCUUCGCCCCGACUCCAAAACCCAGGUGACGGUGCACUACGACCAGAAUGAUGGCGCCGUCAUCCCCCGGAGGGUCCACACCAUCGUCAUCUCGGUGCAGCACGACGACUGCAUUUCCCUGGAGGAGCAGAAGAAGGUUCUCAAGGAGAAGGUGAUCAACGCGGUGGUCCCCGCCAAGUACCUGGACGACAAAACCAUCUACCACCUGCAGCCCAGCGGCCGCUUCGUCAUCGGGGGCCCUCAGGGGGACGCCGGCGUCACGGGCCGCAAGAUCAUCGUGGACACGUACGGGGGCUGGGGGGCCCACGGCGGCGGCGCCUUCUCCGGCAAGGACUUCUCCAAGGUGGACCGCUCGGCCGCCUACGCCGCCCGCUGGGUGGCCAAAUCUCUGGUCAAAGCCAAGCUGUGCAGGAGGGUCCUGGUGCAGGUGUCGUACGCCAUCGGCGUGGCGCACCCCCUGUCCAUCUCGCUGUUCACGUACGGCUCGUCCAACAAAACCGAAACGGAGCUGCUGCACAUCGUCAACAAGAACUUCGACCUGCGGCCGGGCGUCAUCGUCAGGGAACUCCAGCUGAAGAGGCCCAUCUACCAGCAGACGGCCACCUACGGCCACUUCGGCCGGCCCGAGUUCAGCUGGGAGGUCCCCAAGCGGCUGCUUCUCUGAGGCGCUCCGCGUCCUGGACCAAAACAACACCAAAG
Syngnathoides biaculeatus (alligator pipefish) is the source of this 2890-nucleotide messenger RNA. RefSeq names its product methionine adenosyltransferase 1A (gene mat1a). The record is from RefSeq and is a predicted model, not a curated record. The coding region runs from base 1692 to 2855 and encodes 387 amino acids. Gene Ontology annotation, molecular function: ATP binding; methionine adenosyltransferase activity. Gene Ontology annotation, biological process: S-adenosylmethionine biosynthetic process. NCBI's taxonomy places the organism in Eukaryota, Metazoa, Chordata, Actinopteri, Syngnathiformes, Syngnathidae. Gene Ontology annotation, cellular component: cytosol. The transcript is spliced from 12 exons.